This is a messenger RNA of Capronia epimyces CBS 606.96, 1056 nucleotides long. RefSeq lists its product as uncharacterized. The record is from RefSeq and is a predicted model, not a curated record. Lineage: Eukaryota; Fungi; Ascomycota; Eurotiomycetes; Chaetothyriales; Herpotrichiellaceae. Gene Ontology annotation, molecular function: oxidoreductase activity, acting on the CH-CH group of donors, NAD or NADP as acceptor. The transcript has 2 exons. The coding region runs from base 1 to 1056 and encodes 351 amino acids.
AUGUCGACGCCAAACCUGUCCCUCAUCUUCACCAAGAUCCCCGAGGGCCUUCCGGUGCCGGGCGAACACAUCACGGUGCGAGAUGUCGGCUUCGACCUGUCGCAGCCGGCCCCGCCUGGCGGGCUGGUGCUGGAGACACUGUACGUGUCCUUUGACCCGUACCUGCGCGGGCUGCUGCGCGACCCCAAGAUCGAGUCGUAUCUGCCGCCGGCGCCGCUGAAUAAGCCGAUCGUGGCCUACAGCCUGGCCAAGGUGCUCAAGUCCAACGACGCGGCGUUCAGCGAGGGCGACAUCGUGCGCCACCUGCUCCCCGUGCAGCAGUACAACGUGUACACGCCGUCCGAGUCGAAGCCGUUCAAGAUCGAGCCGGGUGUCGGGCCCGAGGACAUCCGCCACUAUCUGGGCGCGCUGGGCAUGCCCGGCCUCACCGCUUACUCGUCGCUGUACGAGAUCGGCAAGCCCAAAAAGGGCGAGACCAUCUUCGUCUCCAGUGCCGCCGGCGCCGUCGGCCAGUUGGUCGGCCAGCUCGCCAAGCAUGAGGGCCUGACCGUGCUGGGCAGCGUCGGUAGCGACGACAAACUCGCCUUCAUCACCAAGGAACUCGGCUUCGACGGCGGCUGGAACUACAAAAAGGAGAAGUCGACCCAGGAUGUCAUCAACCGCCUCACGGACGGCAAGGGCAUUGACAUCUUCUAUGACAACGUCGGUGGCGAGCAGCUCGAAGGGGCGCUCGCCACUUUGAAACGAUUUGGCCGGAUUGUCGAAUGCGGCCAGAUCAGUCAAUACAACCUGCCUCCGGCCGAGCAGUAUCCGAUCCGCAACACGCUCCAGGUGCUGGUCAAACGGCUGACCAUGACGGGCUUCUUGGUGGGCGACGCGAACAUGGGCCCCAAGCACGCCCAGGAGCACCAGGAGAGGGUGGGCCGCUGGCUCAAGGAGGGCAGCUUCAAGGCCAAGAUCCACGAGUGGCAGGGCAUGGAAAAUGCCGCCGACGCCUUUGUCGGCAUGUUGAAGGGCGAGAACUUUGGCAAGGCCGUGUUGAAAGUCAAGGUGUAA